CUACUUGUGUACAUUUUGGUGGAUCAUGAACAUGCUCGGAUCUGCAGCACUAAAGUAACUGUUUAGUGUUUUCCUACAGAAAUCAGUUAAUUUCGCAUUUCCCCUCGGUACAACAACAGAGAACACAUGUCAAUGCUGACAGACCAUUCAAUGUAACGCAACAGCAGCUGUGGCAGAAACAUGUCCUCAGCGUCUCUGGGCAGGAGACUGGUGGCGUGUCUCCUCAACGUGUCCGAGGCUCGCAGGAAAGACCUGGUGGAGACUGUGGCCAAGGCAGCUUUAUACAACACUGAGGGUGUUAGACGGGAGGGGACCACCGUGCUGAACAUCUUCAACGACCAUGACUACAACCGCUCCGUCAUCACCAUCGUGGCCAGUAUCGACUCCAUCAGGGAGGCCGUUCUGUCUGCUUGUGAGAAGGCCUGCGGGCUGAUCGACAUGCAGGCUCACAAAGGGGUCCACCCAUGUAUGGGUGCUGUCGACCUCAUACCCAUCUACCCCCUGGGGGAGGAGGUGGGAGUGCAGGACUGUGCUGCAGAGGCUCAGGCUGUGGCUCUGGGACUCACAGAGCGGGUCCGGGGCACCAGCGCCUUCCUGUUCGGCUGGGCAGACUCCCCCCUGCAGCGGGGGCUGGCUCAGAGGAGGAAGGAGAUGGGCUGGUUCAAGAAGACGCCAGACUUACAGGCUAUCAGGUCCGACGUGGGGCCGCAGCCUCAGAGACGCUUCGGUCUCACAGGUGUCGGGGCCAGUCCGUACGUCAUGAACUGCAACGUCACUAUCGACACCCAGGACAUGUCGCUGGGACGCAGCAUCGCCGCCGCCAUCAGGGAGUCGGCCCCGGGGGGCCUGGCCGGGGUGCAGGUGCUGGCUCUGCCACAUGAGGGCGCUGUGGAAAUCGCCUGUAAUGUGGAGAGCGUGAAGGGGAGCGCGUCUAGUCACCAGACCGCCGGUGAACCGUGGCCGUGCUUCAGCAUCGGCAGCCAGCCGUACUGUCACGCCCCGGCCUCGCUCAUCACGGCCCGGGUUGCUGAGCUGGCGGGGCGGCAGGGGGUCGCGGUGAAGGGCACCGCGCUGGUGGGGUUUACCCCCCGGGAGUGCAGGGGCCUGGCUGAGCUAGCUCUGUCUCAGGGGAUCUCUGAGUUCUGGAAAGAGCAGCGCAGGAUCCACAUGUGAAAAUACCUUUACAACCUCUUUGUUUGAUGUCACUUUAAUUUUCAUGAUAAUUUUUGUUAAGCUAUGUCAAACGCUGUCAAACUUCCCACUGUGAACAGUUCUACCACUCAAAGUUCUUGGUCAUUUUUUAAUCAGUACAUCUUCAAGUACACAUACAGUCAUUAA
Messenger RNA from Centropristis striata (black sea bass), 1338 nucleotides. It is a transcript of the gene ftcdnl1, whose product is annotated as formiminotransferase cyclodeaminase N-terminal like 1. Lineage: Eukaryota; Metazoa; Chordata; Actinopteri; Perciformes; Serranidae. The coding region runs from base 181 to 1173 and encodes 330 amino acids. The transcript is spliced from 6 exons. The record is from RefSeq and is a predicted model, not a curated record. Gene Ontology annotation, molecular function: transferase activity; folic acid binding.